GGAUGCACCGUGGUGGACAGAGGCUGAACGAUGCGCUACAGACCUGCUUUAUUAUAACCAGGCCGGAUGAAAACACUUAAAGAAGAGGUGGACACCUGGAGUCACUGGGUCUUUUAUGUCAGUCUGCUUGAUCAACCAAAGCUCACUCAGUUGCAAUGGGAAAAUGCUGCAAAUGCAACGGGAGACUGCUGUGCAUGUGCCUGCUUCCUUGCAUGAUGACCGGCCACCUUCUGAUUUAUGUCGUGGUGUCCAUCUUCAUCACCAUCACCUACACUCCUCCGAAGAUAACUGUCCACUAUAUUGCCCCGGGGGUUUCUGCUAAUUCCUCAGCUUUGGCCUCUCACCCACUUGGCCCUUUCUGGAACCUUCGCUUGGAGGACAGCGCGUUGUGGAACCGGUUGCAGCACGCUUGGGACCGUCAGCACAAUCCAAUCCUGAGAGGAAACACAACUGGCGUAAUGAGGAAGCCAAAAGCUGAGUUCUUAUCAGAAAUUGAGGAUGGAUGCCUUUCUGACUGCAUGUCACACAAGUGUUCAGUCCCUCGUGUGCACGAUUUGAACAGCUUUCCAGAUCAAAUGAAAGCAUUUAUCAGGUCAAUGCACUGCAGUGAGUACCCCCUCCUCAUCAACCAGCCGGGUAUAUGUAAAAAGAACAACAGCAGCUUUGGUGUGGACGUUCCAAUGCUCCUCAUGGCCAUCAAAUCUCAAGUGGGGAACUUUGAAAACAGGCAGGCCAUCCGUGAAACGUGGGGGCACAGUGGUCUGGUGAGAGGAGGAACAAAUAAGAAAUUCAGACUAGUUCGCACUGUGUUUCUGCUGGGAAGGCAGGACUCAAGCACAGGUCCUCACCCAGACCUCAAAAACCUGUUGGAGCUUGAGAACCAGAAGUAUGGCGACAUUUUGCAGUGGGACUUCAGAGACACGUUCUUUAAUUUGACCCUAAAGGACUUGUUGUUCUGGCAUUGGUUCCAGCAGUACUGCCCCUCUGCCUUGUUUGUCUUCAAAGGGGAUGAUGAUGUGUUUGUUCGAACAGACGCCCUGCUGGAUUACCUGCAGAAACAGUGGGAGGAGCACAACCUGUGGAAGGCUUACACCAACGACACCAACAUUGAUUUGUUUGUUGGGGAUGUGAUCCAUAACGCACAGCCAAACCGUGAGCCAUCCACCAAAUACUACAUACCAGAGAGCUUCUACAAAGGAGUGUAUCCACCCUACGCCGGCGGAGGAGGGGUGGUGUAUUCGGGUUCACUUGCGUUACGUUUGAAAGAGGCAUCAGAGAGGAUUCGCCUGUUCCCCAUCGAUGAUGUGUAUCUUGGCAUGUGCCUGCACAGACUGGGGCUCUCUCCCAGCCACCAUCCAGGCUUCUUAACAUUUGAUCUCCCACAUUCAGACAGGAGCAAUCCCUGCGCUUACAAAUCUGUUCUGCUGGUUCACAGACGGAGUCCCAAGCAGAUGCUGACGCUGUGGAAACAGAUUCGAGGUCGCCGUGCUCCAUGCUGAGGCUCAUUUGCCAACCAAAUAGGAGUCACUGAGUGCCGGCUGAGCUUUGCCACCACAAUCAUUUUUUAAAAACAUGCACAUUGUGACUGCUCUUCAUGUCAAGCAGGCUGUUAAGGUCACAUGUAAUGCACCUUCCCUCUGAUGUGUUACAUAACUCGGAGGAGGAUCUACCUCAAAUGGUGCUUUUAUUUUGAUAGCCUUACAAAAUAAGGGCAUGCACUUGACACUCUCUUAAUCAACACAGGUAUGUAUUUGCACUAAAUUAAUCUAUAAGUUUUAUUUUACUACCCAAAGGAUACAUGAUAGCUUACAUAAGGGGGUCAAACAUGCGGUCUGUGGGCCAAAAUCGGCCCUCCAGAGGUUCCAAUCUAGCCCACAGGACGACUUUGUAAAGUGUAAAAAUUCCAGAGAAGACAUUAACUGCAGAUUGUAAAUUUGUAAAACUAUAAAUUGAAAAUAAUUUCUAGACCAUGACAAGUUGUUUUGAUCAGAAAGUAAAAUACUAGAUUGUUCAUUGUUCUUUUGUCAUUUUGUGUCUCAUUUUUGUGUUAUUUUAUCUUGUUUUUGUUGGUUUUUUUUGUCUUUUUUGUCUGACUUUUGUUGUUUGUCUCAUGUUUUUGUCAUUUUGUUUCUCGUUUUUGUUAUUUUGUGUUUCCAUUUUUUCUCGCUUGUGUUUUUUGUCUUGCUUUUGUCAUUUUUUGUCUUGUUUGUGUCAUUUGUAUAAUUUUUUUGUCUCAUUUUUGUCAUUUGUCCAUUUUUUGUCACUUUGUAGCUUUUUUGGUCGAAUUUUUAAUCUCUUCUUUGUUUUGUUUCAUGUUCUCCUAUCUUGUCUUUUUUCCCCUCAUUUUUGUCGUUUUGAUCACAAAGUAAAAUACUAUAUUGUUCAGUUCCAUAUGCCUGUGUUUAAAAUUUGGAGUUGUGGUUAUUUAUAGGUUUUUCUAUUGUGGUUUUACUGGUCUGGUCCACUGUAGCUCAGACUGGGCUGAAUGUGGAACCUGAACUAAGAUGACUUUGACACCCCUGGCUUACAUAUAUGUGAGGAGAAUACUUUAGAUGUAUUCAUAAUACAGCGUCUGUUUUCCAUUGCUUUACUUUUCACCAUUUUUUUAGUCAAUUAAGUCAACAUUUAAACCCCAACUGAUCCUAAUGAAACAGAUUUUUUUCACGUGCAGACUUCUGUAAUUUCAGUGACACCUACAGCCGUUAUUGAUGAUGAUGGUUUUCAUUUGACCAGAGACGAUAUAAUGUUCAUUUCUGAUGUUACAUUUUUCUUGUGCAGACAAUAAAACAUGUAUAUUAA
Messenger RNA from Amphiprion ocellaris (clown anemonefish), 2799 nucleotides. RefSeq names its product N-acetyllactosaminide beta-1,3-N-acetylglucosaminyltransferase 2. Gene Ontology annotation, molecular function: hexosyltransferase activity. Gene Ontology annotation, cellular component: membrane. The record is from RefSeq and is a predicted model, not a curated record. Lineage: Eukaryota; Metazoa; Chordata; Actinopteri; Pomacentridae. The transcript has 2 exons. Bases 156 to 1499 code for a protein of 447 amino acids.